Alternaria atra is the source of this 651-nucleotide messenger RNA. RefSeq lists its product as uncharacterized. The coding region runs from base 1 to 651 and encodes 216 amino acids. The record is from RefSeq and is a predicted model, not a curated record. The transcript is spliced from 3 exons. NCBI's taxonomy places the organism in Eukaryota, Fungi, Ascomycota, Dothideomycetes, Pleosporales, Pleosporaceae.
AUGCGUUCCGUCUUCGCCCUUAGCAUUGCCGCCUUCACUGGCUUGGUCGCUGCUCAGGACACUACCCAGCAGAACUACCCAUACACUAUCGACCCCGAAACCGUCGACCAGUCUACUAGGGAUUACUGGUGCGACCAGAACAGGGCACAGUGCCCUCUCAUCUGCCUCCAACAGCCCGGCGUAGACUCCAUGACCACCGAGCAGAACGACUGCGACUCCGAUGCUCUGACCUACACUUGCGUCUGUGACAACGGUGUCGCUCCCAACAUCACAGAGUACUCGCAGACCCUGCCAUACUUUAUCUGCCAACAAUGGGGAAACACCUGCGUCGCGAACUGCAACGGUGACAGCACCUGCCAGAGCGCGUGCCGUGAGGACCACCCAUGCGGAGCUCAAGACCCCUACCGUGGCAACACCUCCCUCCCUACCACCAUGUCCUCCACCGCCGCCCCAACUGGCUCCAACGGCGCCGCUACAAACACCAUCCCCGUGACCGGCUUCGGCGGUGCCUCUGAGACUGGUUCCAGCAACAACAACAACGGUGGCUCAUCCGACCAAGGCGGCGCUGGCUCCCUCUUCAUGCCCAACGCUGGUCUCGGCCUCGCCGCCGUAUUCGGCAGCGUCUUCUUCGGCUUCGCCGUCCUCUUGUAG